This is a messenger RNA of Cavenderia fasciculata, 5817 nucleotides long. It is a transcript of the gene smg1, whose product is annotated as protein kinase. The record is from RefSeq and is a predicted model, not a curated record. Gene Ontology annotation, cellular component: nucleus. Gene Ontology annotation, biological process: telomere maintenance; nuclear-transcribed mRNA catabolic process, nonsense-mediated decay; protein phosphorylation. Gene Ontology annotation, molecular function: protein binding; protein serine/threonine kinase activity. NCBI's taxonomy places the organism in Eukaryota, Evosea, Eumycetozoa, Acytosteliales, Cavenderiaceae. The coding region runs from base 1 to 5817 and encodes 1938 amino acids. The transcript has 10 exons.
AUGGAUGAUAUUAUUGGUAGCAGUACUAAUAAAUCAUCCACAUCCACAUCCACAUCAACAUCAACAUCAACAACACCAACAACAUUAAAGAAAGAGUUAUCACCAUUCUCUGAACCUUAUAUACCACAUUCUACUGCUACUCUAAUAUCAAAGAGUAAUUCAGCUUCAAACCUUGGUAGUGUAGAUCAUCAUCAACAACAACAACAACAAAAUGCAUCGUCAACUAAAAGAGCAGAGAUAAUAACAUUGGAUAAUGUAGAAUACCUAUUCUCAAAUAGGUUCCAUCCAAAGAAUAAUAUUCGUGAAGCUGUUGUAUCGACCUUUAAUUCAAUCAUUUACAACCUUUCUGAAGAACACAAUCAACAUCAUCAACAACAAAACCAUAAUAAUAGUAAUAGUAAUAGUAAUAGUAAUAGUAAUAAUGAUAGUAAUAAUAAUAAUAAUGGAGAAGAAUUAAAUACCAUUUUAAAAGAUAUAAUUACAAUCAUUGAUAAUGAGAAUGAAUAUAUUCUUAAACUAUGUAAAGAUGUAAAUAAUAAUAAUAAUAGCAAUAAUAAUCAUACUAGUAACGGUAAUGAUCACCGUCAUACUACAACAUCAAUCAAAUCAAUAUCACCAAUGGUAAAGAUAUUAAAGAGAACUACCACCACCACAAAUAACACAGCAACAUCACCACCAACAACUACAUCACCAUCAACAACUACAAAGACAGUCGAUCAAAGACCAAAUACAUUACCAUUUGAAGAUAGUGAAUCAUAUUAUCAAAGAGUGAUACUUUAUAAUCUACAUUUAUUGACAAAGAUUGCUACACAUGUACCAUCUCAAUGUGAUUCUAUUCAAACCAAUAUCUUUACAUUGUAUGAUACUUGUAAGAAUAUUUUAAACAAUAAUAAUAAUAAUAAUAAUAAUAAUAAUAAUACUAGUCACUCUUCAUCUGCUUCAACAACAAUGAUAAAUAAUCAAAUCAUUCCAACUAUUAUUACAUGUCUUUCACAAAUGGUUGUUUUGGUUAAAUUCAAUGGAAUGAAUCAAGAAUUAUUGAGACAGGUGAUUGUUAACGAAAUGAAACAACUUGGAACGGGAGCGAGUAGAGCUGCCUUGGAAGCAAAUCUACAUCUUUUACAAAAUCUAUUGUCAAAGCAAUCGGUCAACAACAAUGCCGCUGUAAUUGAAUCAUCGGCAUCACUGAUCAAAGACAUCUUUAGAAAACUAAUUACUUUGGUCAAUGUACAGAGUACAUCCAUCCAAACAAGACUACCAUCAAUCUUUCAACAACUGGUUACCAAACAACUCCUCGAUGCAAAUCACUGUCGAAGAGUAAUAUCAGUGGCAUUGUUUAAACUAUCAGAGUUGAAAGAUGAAUCUGUCAAGCAAAGCUAUCUCGAUCUUUUACCAAAAACUGCUUCCUAUAUAGAUGUUGGUUAUCAAAAGAAUUCAAAAGUUAAUGAUAUUGCUUUACCUUAUAAAUUAUUAUUGAUGAGAUCACAAGGUACCAUUGGACAACCAUUUGCAGAUUUUUUUAAAAGAAUAUUUGAAUGGAUCUAUGGAGCUGGUAAUAACAUGUCAAUAUCAAAACAAGAUAUUACAAAAAGUCUUUUGGAUCAAUUCUAUUGUUUUAAUAUUAUUCAUAUUUUAGCAAAUGAGAAUCAAAGACUUGAUAAAAAAAAAGUUGAAUCAAAUAUUACAACAUCAAGUGUAUUAAUUUGGUAUUGGGCCAUGUGGGAAUGUGGUAGAUAUUGUAUUAACAAUAGAUUAAAGACUGCAUUUGGAUCAGGUGUACAGACAUUUGAAAUAUUUGAAAAGGUCAUACUCCAACUGAUUCGAGAGAGAAAGGAUUUUGGAAAGAUUAAACUGAUGCUUUUGUUUAUGGAUUCACUCGAAAAACAAAUAUUUUCAUCGGCCUAUGGAUCUGUCAUUCUACCUGGUCCAUCAUCAAAGGAAAUAUUAUUUUUUAAAUUAAAUAGUAGAGUUAGCGAAGAUUGGUUCUCAAGAAUUAGAACCAAUCUAUUAAAAUCUAGUAUAUUGUGUAGUUCUGCACCCGAUAUCAUUAGACAUGCUACAUUGAGAAUUAAUGAUAUAAGAGCAGGUAGAUUUGUUGAUCCAGCUCAUGCACAUUAUGAACUAGAAUUUUGUAUUAUUCAUCUUGCCAAUGCAUUCCAACAAUUGGGUGAAGCAGAUUCGCUAAUAGGUCUAUCGAAAUGGAUCGAUCAAUAUAAUCAAACUAUAACCACUACGAAUCUUUCAAAUAGUGCACAAAUGCUAUCGAUGAGCGAGAAUAUCAAACGUGAACAAUCACCUCAAAAACCACAAUCACCUCAACCACUACCACUUUUAUCAUCACCAUGGAUCAAUGGAACGAUUCAAAGUUCAAAACAACACUUUGAAGAAUCUAUUUUAUCUCUUACACCUUUAAUCUCUACUACCAAUCCAAAUAAAUUAUCUGAUUUUCAAGAAAUGGAACAAUUCAUUCAAAAGUAUAAAGAAAAGAUUAAAGAAUCAAAUGUUAAAAUGGUUUACAAGGAUUCUUAUUUGAAAACUUUAUCAUCUUUUGCCAAAGGUGAUAUAGAAUCUUCACAACCAUUUGUAACUGAAUGUACUACUGAUUUAAAUAAGGAACCAAAUGGAUUGAUAGGAAAUUUAUUGGCAGUUGAUGAAUUAAUUUUAUCUAUUAUGAUUAUACAAAAAGAUCAAUCGAUAAAUGGUGGUAGUGGUAGUGGUAGUAGUAGUGCACAAGGUGAAGUUGGAGAAUUGAUUAAAAGAUCAAAAACACUUAUUCAAGACUCUUUAGAUGUAAUUGGAUUCGAAACCAAUGUUCAAGCAUUCCAAUACAUCUCACAGCUAAAAGUUAUCGAUGAAUUAGAGAAUGGUGUCAAUUCAAAUUUGACAUCCACUCUAAAUACUACUUUGAAAACUAAACAAUUGCCUGAAUGCACAAAUCAACAACCAAUGAUUGGAUAUUUGGAAAGACUACGUCGUACUAGAAACCACAUCUCACAAACUCAACAUCGCAACGAUAUUCUAUUUUACAAUAUCCCUCUGACAGAGAAAUUAAUUCAACUCUCUAGAAAAACUUCGAAUCAUAGAUUCUGUCAUCGUCUAUUAAAUGCCAUUCUAGAAAGUCAUUCCCCAUCUUGUUUUCUUGAAAAGAUUAAAUUAAAAUACCAUCAAGAUAAAAAGGUUGAAGCAUUCCAAGAUUUAUUAAAUAGUAUUAGACUUUUCCCAGAGAAUAUUAGUUCUGCCAUUAAAACAAAAUCCUAUUUACACUUGAUUAAAUAUUAUAAUGCCAAUAAGAAUAAUCAAGUUUUCCAAUCCUAUGUUUCAAAUUUAUCACCAGACCUAACUGAUAUUGAAUCAUAUUAUAAAAAGGCAACUUUGACAACACCUGAAAAUGUUAAAAUGUGGAGUUCAUAUGGUGAUUGGGCUUUUGAACAAUCACAACAUUGUAGUGAAAUUGAAAAAACAAAGUAUCUAAAGAUUGCAAUCGACAAUUAUUUCAAAUACCUAGAGUAUAAUACAGAUCGAUCUACUAUCCAAACAACAUUAAAGAUAUUCAACCUCUUGGUGAAUCAUGGCGACCAAUUGCAAGAAAACUUUGAUCGAUGCAUCAAAUCAGUGUCGGCCACACCCUUCUAUGACAUUAUUCCACAGAUGUUUGCCAGACUUGGACAUUGCUCAAAAUACAGUCAAUCAGUGAUCAUUGAUAUUCUCAAUGCCAUCUCUGUGGCCGAUCCAAAUAGAAUUGUCUUUUCUACAAUGGUUGGACACCAAAUCCAACAAUUACUAUUAAGACAACAACAACAACAAUCACAGUCUGAUAACAAUAACAACAAUGUGAAAACAAACUCUUUUGAAAAUUAUAAUCCACAAAAAGAUUAUUCAAUUGGGUUGAUCAAGAAACAAUUGUUGGACAAGUGUCCUACACUUGUUCAAGAGACUGAAGUGUUGAUCAAGGGAUUGGAGAAUAUCACCAUUCUAUGGGACGAUAGCUGGCACCAAUUGAUGGAACAAAUACACGUUUGGAUAUGUAUGCACAUCAAAGAGUGGAAUGUGGAAUAUGCCGCAAUGAAAAAGGCAAAGACUCCUAACCUCAACUCCAAGCUCAAACGAAAGAACCUCAGUUUGAUGCAACCCGUCUUGGACAAGAUCAAGAGACUCUUAUCAACCACUCUGCUCCUACAGUGCAACACACCUCACGAAAAGUGGUUUGCAAGCACUCACUAUGAGAUUAUCAACAAGGUGGUGAGAUGUAUCGAGAAGCAGACUAAACCAUCCAACCCAUUCGUAUCGCUACAAGAGUUGAUCCAACACUUUGCACUCAACCGUCUGGCCAAUCUCGACCUCUAUUCGAUCAGUCCCCAGCUUUAUGAUUUCCAUCCAUCCCAAAUAGCAAUGCCCGGGCUUGGACAAAGCGACGUGCGUGUCCAAUCGGUCCAACCGACCAUCUAUCUGCUGCCAACCAAGACCAAACCUAAAAAGAUAUCGUUCCUCGGUAGCGAUGGUAUGUCCUACUCUUAUUUGCUCAAAGGUAGGGAAGAUUUGCAUCUCGACGAACGUGUCAUGCAGUUCCAGACCAUUGUCGAUCAGUUAUUGAUCACUGACAAAAAGUGCAAUAGUUUGCGUAACCUCAGAACGCGUAGUUAUGCGGUCGUACCUCUCAGCCAGAGCUCGGGUAUCAUCCAGUGGGUGGAAAGUGCCGUACCACUAUUCUCACUCUACAAGAAUUGGUAUCGUAAUGAGAUCACCUACAAGAGUGAUGCCAGUCAACAACAACAAGCAAAGGAAGCACCACGUAUAUCUGUCAGACCCGUCGAUCUCUUUUACAACAAGCUCGUUCCUCUUCUCAACGAACGUGGUAUUUCCAGAGUACAUAGAUCCGAAUGGCCCAAGGAUGUAUUGAUCAAAGUCUACAAUGACCUUGUCAACGAGACCCCAAAAUGGCUGCUAUCACGUGAAUUGUGGUAUUCCAGUUGUUCAACCUCUGAACUAUUCCUCAAAACACAAUCAUUCUCUAGAUCUCUUGCAUUGAUGUCAAUGGUUGGUUAUGUCAUUGGUCUAGGUGAUAGACAUUUAGAUAAUAUUUUAAUUGAUUUAAAAACUGGUGAAGUUGUUCAUAUUGAUUAUAAUAUUUGUUUUGAAAAAGGAUUACAACUUAAAGUACCUGAAAAGGUACCAUUUAGAAUGACUCAAAUCAUUGAACAUGCAUUGGGAUUAACUGGUGUAAAUGGUACAUUCUCUGAAACAUGUAUUCAAGUUUUAGGUUUAUUAAGAAAAAACAAACAUACAUUAUUAAAUAUUUUGGAAACAUUUAUUUAUGAUCCAUUGUAUGAUUGGAAAUUUAAACAAAAUGAAAUCAUUGCAAAAGAAAAUGAAGAUAAUGUUGUGACUGAUGGAGGUGUAGGAGGAGGAGGAGGAGGAACAUCAGUUGCAGCUGGAGGAGGAGGAGGAGACCAACAAAAGUUAAAGGGAUCUGGAACAAACUCUGUGGCUGCUGCAAAUGAUGAUGACAAUGAUGAAGAUGACAGUGAUGGAUCUCCAUCAAGUGAUGACGAUGAACCAUCCUCUGUUGCAUUCAACAUGGAGAAUAUGGAUGAUACAAUGGAAAGUGACGCCAAACAAGAAGUUGUACCAAACAAGCAAACCAAUUACAAUGAGAAUAGAAGUAUUCAAGGUUUGGCAGUUGCAAACCAGGUUCGAUUCAAACUCGAAGGAACUGAUCAAAAACUAUCAGUCGAGAAACAAGUUGAAAUGGUUAUCAAAGAGGCAAAAAACAUUGAAAAUCUAUCUGCCAUGUAUGAAGGUUGGACUCCCUUUAUAUAG